AUGCCUCCACUCACCUCUCCAUCUGGCUGUGUCAGCUGUGCCAGCCUGGCUGUGAAGAUUCUGGAGCUGGAAGGAAGAAUCUCCACUCUCUACAAGAUCCCGGAAGCCAAGAAACAUCUUGAUACCAUCGUCUUCAAACCGGCACAAUCUGACACAAGUAGUGGUCUGCAGCCUGAUCCCACCGCUCCUACUACUGCUGCUGCUGUGUCCACCUCUACUCCAGAACCUGCUGUCACCGCUCACAGUCCUGCCGGAGAAUCAGCAUCUCCUUCUGAGCCUGUCACCACUCACGGUCCCGCUGCUCCUCCGCUCCCCAUCUCUGAUGACUGCUGGGCUCGGUUCGGUGCUAAGCCCAAGGGUCUGGUCAGCUCGACUCCAUCCGAGCCAUGGUCGUGGGUUGGUCCCCACAGCAGGAGAGGGAAGAGUUCCCCUCAGGCACGUCCUGGCCCACCCCCACCGGCUGCUCCUCCUCUGCCCCGUCUCCCUUCUGUCUCACCUACCUCUCCAGUGAAGCCACCUUCACCAGCCGCCACCCCUCCCCCCCUGCUGCGGCCGCUCAUCAGCGCGCUGCUCCUCCGCCUCGCUCCUCCGGCCACAGCCAUGAGAAGCUGGCCGAGCAGCGCUCAGGUCCUUCGCCUCACUUUUUCAUCCGAGGAUAUCCAGCGACAAAGGAUACUAAAGCUGCUGAGGUUACUGAGUCCGCUGACCCAGUGCUGGUUAUUGGGUCGUCUAUGGUCCGUCAUGUCUGCGUUGACAAAUGCCGCACUUCAUGUCACCCAGGUGCACUCGUUAGCGACGUCCGCACCUCCGUCCUGCGUCUCCUACGUCACUGCCCAUCUGUAUCCACAGUAGUGAUACAUGCGGGCUCAAAUGACUUAAAGCUGGAGCAGUCUGAGAAACUGAAAGUGGACUUCAUCUCCCUCAUUGACAGUGUUCUUAAUUCAAACAAACAAUGCGUCAUCUCAAGCCCAAUACCAUCCUCCCCUUUUGGAGAUGUAAAAUACAGCCGUCUCAGACAACUUCACAUCUGGCUCAAGGACUACUGCUGCAACAGACGCAUCCCAUAUGUGGACAAUUUCACCACCUUUUUCAAGAGACCAGACCUAUUUAAACACGACCGCCUCCAUCUCAACUACACUGGAUCUCGUCUGUUAUCCACAAACAUUGACCUCACACUACACUCCUGCAAAGCCUUCAUUCCGUGA
Xyrichtys novacula (pearly razorfish) is the source of this 1205-nucleotide messenger RNA. NCBI's taxonomy places the organism in Eukaryota, Metazoa, Chordata, Actinopteri, Labriformes, Labridae. The record is from the annotation of a GenBank genome assembly.